Molecule: messenger RNA, 2482 nt
Organism: Lutzomyia longipalpis
Lineage: Eukaryota; Metazoa; Arthropoda; Insecta; Diptera; Psychodidae
Gene: Sfxn2
Product: sideroflexin-2
Exons: 6
Coding region: 108-1106 (332 amino acids)
Biological process (GO): serine import into mitochondrion; monoatomic ion transport
Cellular component (GO): mitochondrial inner membrane
Molecular function (GO): monoatomic ion transmembrane transporter activity
Source: RefSeq, a predicted model, not a curated record
AGAUUAUAGCUUUAAAUUCAGAGGAGGCAUUGGUGGUGCAACUCCCGGAAAACAAAUUUUUCAUCUGCAAUAUCUCACCAAAAAUUCCCAGUAACGGUUUGUGCGAAAUGAAUAAGAUUUUCACAAAAGACUCAGAUAAUCGUGUUGAUCUCGAUAAGCCACUAUGGGACCAAAGUACAUUCUUGGGGCGAUUUAAGCACUUUGCAUGGAUCACAGACUCACGGACAUGUCUAACGUCCACAACAGAGCUCAACAAGGCCAAGGCAUUGAUUGAGGCUUACAGGUCUGGAAAUGAGCCAAAGGGUACCACGAGGGAGGAGGUGAUCUAUGCUAGGAAACUCUAUGAGAGUGCAUUCCAUCCAGACUCAGGGGAACUGCAGAAUGUUUUUGGGCGGAUGAGUUUCCAAGUGCCCGGGGGUAUGUUGCUCACCGGGGCUAUGCUACAAUUUUAUCGCACAACAUCAGCUGUUGUCUUCUGGCAGUGGGCCAACCAAUCGUUCAAUGCCCUGGUGAAUUAUACAAAUAGGAAUGCAAAUUCCCCAAUGACAGUCAAUCAGAUGCUUAUGGCCUAUGCGACAGCAACUACGAGUGCUCUCGUCACGGCCAUCGGAUGUAAGAGUAUGUGGCAGAAGCGGGCAGGACCCUUCAUUCAGCGCUACGUUCCUUUUGCCGCCGUUGCGGCUGCAAAUUGCGUCAAUAUACCCCUAAUGAGGCAAAAUGAGCUCAUCCAGGGAAUUGAGGUAAGUGAUGAGGAUGGAAAUAUCGUGGGAAGGAGUCGCAUUGCGGCUGCCAAAGGAAUCUCUCAGGUUGUCAUCUCGAGAAUUACAAUGGCAGCUCCAGGAAUGCUAAUCCUUCCGGUGAUUAUGGAGCAAUUGGAGAAAAUUGCUUGGUUCCGUCGGAUGCACAUCCUUCAUGCGCCCUUCCAGACAGUCGCCGUUGGGUGCUUUUUGUCCUUUAUGGUUCCCACGGCGUGUGCGCUCUUCCCACAAAAAUGUUCACUGAAUGUGAGUAUAAUUGAACGAUAUGAGGAGGAUUUGUACAAGGAUAUUAAAACAAACACCAAAGGAAAACCACCCACAGUGGUGUAUUUUAACAAAGGACUCUAAAUAAUGUAUUCGUACUAGUCACAAAAAGGCAACAUUCACAACAUUUUGACGUACCUCUUAAGAGGAAAAAAAUAUUCGUUCUUUAGCAAUUAGGGAGGGAAAAUACGGGCUAUAGCGGCUUAGAGUAGCUGAAUAUGGUGGCCUUCUAAAAGGUCAAUAUACUUGUGAAAAAAAAAGAUACGACAAUAAUAAAUUACAUUAUAUACCUUACAGAUAAAAGACUUAAAUCCUGAAUAAGUGUUGAAUCCUUCAGGGGUUUAAAUUUGUUUUUUUUUCUCAAAAAAAAAAAAUAUUAAAAUAAAAAAGAAUCAAAGAAGGAGUCAAAACUCAAAGAAAGAAGUUUAACCCUAAUUUACUGUAAUUUAGUGUAAAAAACGCAUAAAAUGGUUUCAUUAAUAAAGUCGAAUGACUCUGGAUAGAUAAAGAGUAGCGAAAUUUUUAAGAAUAUUGGUUAAGACUUGACUUUUACAAAAGAAAAUGAAAUUUAUAUUCAUGUAAAAGUGAAAAUGUUCCUCAAAAAGUUCUUUAAUAUAAUUCGGGUUUAGUCGAGAUUUAAGUCUUUUAAUCGUAAAUGGGGUAUAACUUAAAAGUAUAAAGUUACUCAAUAUUGCUGUAUUUUUUUUAAAGCAAUAAGUCAUUUAUUUUAAUUUAAAUUAAUAAGAUAUUGAGUGAUAAUUUUUAUUCGAUUUUUAACCCAUUCAUUGACACAUUUUUUAUGAUAUGAUUUGUAAAUAUUUAGGGAAAUUUAAUCUUUGACGAAGAAUUUUUGAUAAUUUGAAGAAUACAAUAUUAAUUGUAUUCUUUGUUGCAGGUUUUUUCUUUUGAUAUUUGUUAUAACAAAAAUUUUAUUUCAUCAGACUUUAAUUACCUAACAUAAAACCUCUAAGAUGUUUAUUUUAUACAAAUAUAGUAUAUACCAUACAUAAUUGGCUAAAGAAACUAGAAAAACCUUUUUUUUUUGUUUAAACUUUUUUUUCAAUUAUUUUUCUUUUGAAAAUACAUAUUUCAAUUAUCAAUCAGCGUGUUCUGUGAUGGGUUAACUCAUAGGUUCAAAAACUUUACAAAAUUCUCAAUAUGUAUUAGAAUACCUUAAUAUAAGUAAUGCAGCUAUAAAAUUAUAUACUUACCAAAAUGUAUCUCAAAACUCUUUGAAACUCCAGUCAUAUCUCUGUUGUAAAACUAAAAACAAACGAUCUGCACAUUUUUUCUAAAACUUUUAUUUCUCUAUAAAAUAUCUUUAUAUUAUUUUUUAUAAGUCAUAGAGUUUUUUUUGGAUAAAUGUUUGUUCAUGUAGUACAAAAAUAUAUGUAUAUAAUUAAUUAAUAAAAACGGGAGUUGGGUUGUAGAGAAGAAAAAUCACCAUUAAAUAAUUUUAA